Messenger RNA from Helianthus annuus (common sunflower), 1230 nucleotides. RefSeq names its product protein SEH1. Gene Ontology annotation, molecular function: structural molecule activity; protein binding. The transcript is spliced from 8 exons. NCBI's taxonomy places the organism in Eukaryota, Viridiplantae, Streptophyta, Magnoliopsida, Asterales, Asteraceae. Bases 129 to 1097 code for a protein of 322 amino acids. The record is from RefSeq and is a predicted model, not a curated record. Gene Ontology annotation, cellular component: nuclear pore outer ring; Seh1-associated complex. Gene Ontology annotation, biological process: positive regulation of TORC1 signaling; cellular response to amino acid starvation.
GUCCCCAUUUGACCACACUACCACCUCCGCCUCCGCCUCCCAGAAACACCCUACCCAUCAUCGGCGAUUCCAUCAACGCCGGCCACCACAGUUCAUCCAGAAAAAAAAAACCAUAGAAACCAGAUUUGAUGGAGAAAUCAAUCGCAACGUUAGAUAAAGGUACGAUUUGUUCUUCAUGGAACUACUGUGGUCAAAGAUUAGCCACCGGUUUAAUCGAUGGAAUUAUAGCAAUCUUCGACACCAGUGACCCCGCUUCUUCAUUCUUCACAUCCACUUUCAAAUUCAAGGUUAAUAAUGGAAGCAUUACAAAAGUUGUGUGGGUUCCUCCAGAGUAUGGUGAUGCAAUCGCAUGCAUAUGUUCCGAUGGAAGUUUGUCAAUUUGGGAAGAAAUAUCAGAAGACAGUGAGCCUGUUCAGUGGAAGCAAUGCACAAGCUUUGGUGGACCUUUGGAUCAAGUUCUAGAUGGUCAAUUUGGAAACUCCGUCUCAAGUUUGAAAUUGACAGUUGCUUAUUCAAACGGCCUUGUGAAAGUGUAUGAAAUCUUAGAUUCAAUGGAACUGAAGAACUGGCAACUUCAGGCUGAAUUUCAGAAUGUUACAGAUUCAUUAGCUAAAUUUGGCAAGGCUUCAUGUUCAUUAGCAUCAAUUUCUUGGAACCCGCAAAGAAGUGAAAGCCGUCCUGCAAGUUUUGUGUUGGGUUUUAACUCAGAUACUCCACAAUUGAAUUCUCCCAAGGUAUGGGAAUUUGAUCAAGAUCAUCAAAGAUGGCUUCCCGUUGCAGAACUUGGUGACAAUGGUGAUCUUGUUAAUGCUCUGGCAUGGGCUCCAAACAUUGGAAGGCCGUAUGAGUUGAUAGCUGUUGCAACAUCCAAAGAGAUUUCGAUAUGGCAAAUGGCAUCAAACCCUGACGCUAAUGGAAGGCUUUCGGUUGAAAAAGUCGGCAUGUUUCCUUGCCAUGACAAUCAGGUGUGGCAGAUGGAGUGGGAUAUGAGCGGAAUGACGCUAGCAACUUCUGGGACUGAUGGGAGGGUGAGAUUGUGGCAGUCAAACCUUAAUGGAAUUUGGCAUGAACAAGCAGUCAUUGAAUCUGCAACAUAAGCAAUGUUUCUUUUUAACUUAAUAUGAAUGUACCAAUUGCAAACACAUGUGUUCAUCGUUAUAAAUAUAUUAUUUCCAGAUGUUGCUUUUCAAUCCUUGCACAUUGAUUUGUUUAACCAUGGUUUUGGAUGCU